Messenger RNA from Cervus elaphus (red deer), 2550 nucleotides. RefSeq names its product NIMA related kinase 6 (gene NEK6). Gene Ontology annotation, biological process: protein phosphorylation. The record is from RefSeq and is a predicted model, not a curated record. NCBI's taxonomy places the organism in Eukaryota, Metazoa, Chordata, Mammalia, Artiodactyla, Cervidae. The transcript has 10 exons. Gene Ontology annotation, molecular function: protein kinase activity; ATP binding. The coding region runs from base 191 to 1132 and encodes 313 amino acids.
GCGGGAGCGCGCGCGCGGGCCCGCGCAGGAGGCGGCGGAACCCAGCGGACGAGCGUGCGGCCGCGGCGCCGCCAACUCGUGUGGGACCCACCGCUCCCGCCGGCCGCCCGCCGGUCCGCGCGCCGGUCCUCCCGCCAGCAGCCCAGCCCGCCCGCGAGCCGCCCGUGCCCUCGCGAGGCUGGCAUGCAGGAUGGCAGGACAGCCCAGCCACAUGCCCCACGGAGGGAACCCGAACAACCUCUGCCACACCCUGGGGCCCGCACACCCUCCUGACCCACAGAGGCACCCGACCGCCCUGUCUUUUCGCUGCUCGCUGGCCGACUUCCAGAUUGAGAAGAAGAUCGGCCGAGGGCAGUUCAGUGAGGUGUACAAGGCCACCUGCUUGCUGGACAGGAAGACAGUGGCUCUGAAGAAGGUGCAGAUAUUUGAGAUGAUGGACGCCAAGGCCAGGCAGGACUGUGUCAAGGAGAUUGGCCUCCUGAAGCAACUGAACCAUCCGAACAUCAUCAAGUAUCUGGACUCCUUUAUUGAGGACAAUGAACUGAACAUUGUGCUGGAGCUGGCGGACGCGGGUGAUCUAUCACAGAUGAUCAAGUACUUCAAGAAGCAGAAGCGGCUCAUCCCGGAGAGGACCGUGUGGAAGUACUUCGUGCAGCUCUGCAGCGCCGUGGAGCACAUGCACUCGCGCCGGGUCAUGCACCGCGACAUCAAGCCUGCCAACGUGUUCAUCACGGCCACGGGCAUCGUGAAGCUGGGUGACCUCGGCCUGGGCCGCUUCUUCAGCUCAGAGACCACUGCGGCCCACUCCCUAGUGGGAACGCCAUACUACAUGUCACCGGAGAGGAUCCAUGAGAACGGCUACAACUUCAAGUCUGACAUCUGGUCCCUGGGCUGUUUGCUGUAUGAGAUGGCAGCUCUUCAGAGCCCCUUCUAUGGAGACAAAAUGAAUCUCUUCUCCCUCUGCCAGAAGAUCGAGCAGUGUGACUACCCGCCUCUCCCCGGGGAACAUUACUCUGAGAAGUUACGAGAACUGGUCAGCAUGUGUAUCCACCCUGACCCCAACCAGAGACCCGACAUCAGCUAUGUGCACCAGAUUGCCAAACAGAUGCACGUGUGGACUUCGAGCACCUGAGCGUGGAUGCAGCGUGCCUUCUCAGAAGCCACACCUUACCUGCCUUACCUGAGUCUUCUCCAAAGUGGCCACCUGGUAGCUGGGACCAACUAAGACUAGAGAGUUCAGCAGGUUCCCCAAAGAGGGGCCCAGGCUUCAUAGCAGAUGCUGAAUACAGGGCUGCUGGGGGGAGGGGCACUGGUCAUGUGUUACUGGUGGUCACAUUCGAAACUCCUUUCUUUAAACUGUUGUGAACACUCUCAGCUGGGUCGCAAGGGGUGGAUGAUUCAGUGAGCCACUGACAUACCCCUUAUAUCUGGACUGUAAUGUGAAUCUUUCGGAUAAUUCCUUCAGUGACCUGUUAAGGUUUGUAGUAACAGGAGAAUACAGGAGACUCUCUGAUUUGUAGUGAGCCUUUUUAAAUGGAUAGUGGCAAGUUUAGCUCUUAGAAUCUUUUCAAACAAUCAAGCUGUGUGCUUAAUUUACUCUGUUGUAAGGGAAGAAAGUGGAAAUACUUUUUUUUUUUUUAAGUAGAGUGGAGAUUUUCCUAAUAUUUUUCUCUAUGUUUAUAACUUGAUAAAUGACGAUGAGGUGAACCCAGCAUCUGACAUCGAGGCAAACAGUAUUUGAAAGCCAUGAGUGUUCUCUGUGCAGUCGGCUCAGGCCUCUUCUGAACACCUGCCAGCACCAGGCCCUUGUCACCGGCUUGAAAGCUGGCAGUUCACUGAAUGACCAGUGUCAAGUGUUUUCGUCCCUGAGAAGGAGGCAUAGGAAAUAAAAACAUACAGGCUUUGCGCUGGUUCUGCACCUUCCUGGCAUGACCCUGGGCAAGCUUCUUAACCUGAGACUGUUGCCUCAUCUAUCAAAUGGACUUAAUAACAUCUAUCUUCAGGGUUGCUGACAGAAUUUGAGAUAAAAUAUGUAAGUUAUCUAGCUCAUGGCAGAUGAUCCAAAAAUGGUAGCUACUCACCCCUUCACAAAGCUGAAAUCCACAGACCAUGCAAGUCAAGAGUUAACGUACAACUAUAUUAUUUGUAGAAAACCAGAAGUGUGUUCACUUAUUUCUUGCUCCCAAAUAGGAUUAACUGUGAAGAUUAAUUUAUAAAUGUGAACUUAAGGAAAACUGAAGCUCUGAAGGAAGUGGUUUGAAUUUUGUUUUUACACUCAAGUUAAUCCUCAAAUGGUCUACAUUGUCGCCCACUGACUUGGUGACAGUUCAGCCCUCAGACAGAGAGCACAUACGUCCGCUCCACUGGUGUCCUGGUCAGGCCUCCCUGGGGACAGAGGAUUUGGGUCGGGCCAGUGUGCCGAUUUCUCGUGUGAACUCUGUUCUACUGUAAUACUGUCGCGUUUGAGAGAUUUUCUUCAGAUGCAGCCUCUGCUUUGUACUCAUCCUCCAUGGUUGAAAUAAAAUGGGUAAGAGGGGUUCCUUCUGUGAA